GUUGCCCAUCUUUCUGCUAGGGUCUGUUGAAGAACUCAAGGUCUCUUCCUCAAGCUCCAACUUCGAUUUCUUUCCGAUCUUCUCCUGCAUAUCUCAGCCGCACAAAGCCCUUGUCAAUUCGAUCUGCUUCAAUCGAAGGUUCAAUCUUCUUAUUUGAGAAUAUAACAAGAUGAAUUUUGUGUCAUCACUUUGUAGAAGAUUGAAUCUCAAUGAGCUAGUUACAAAUGUUCCUAUCUACAGCACUGCUAGUGAUGUUACUGGAGGAGGAUUGAGUUUGACAUUCAGGCGCUGGGCUACUAAAAAGACAGCAGGAUCCACAAAGAAUGGGCGAGACUCGAAACCAAAGAAUCUUGGGGUGAAGAAGUUUGGUGGAGAGAGAGUGAUUCCUGGGAAUAUCAUUGUUCGCCAAAGAGGAACCUGCUUCCAUCCAGGAAACUAUGUCGGAGUGGGGAAGGAUCACACCCUCUAUGCUAUGAAGGAAGGUUGUGUCAAGUUUGAACGACAUAAGUUGAGUGGACGAAAGUGGGUGCAUGUUGAGCCCAAGGAAGGCCAUCUGCUCCACCCUGUCUACUCAAGUGGUGACGCAGUUCCUAAGCUGAAGACCACUGCCUAGGUUUCUACUUUUUUGUGUUCAUGGAAUGUUAAAUAUUUGAUGCUCUACUUUAGUGGCCUGAGCUUGUACAACUCAUUUCCUAAGCUGAAGACCACUGCUUAGGUUUCUACUUUUUUGUGUUCAUGGAAUGUUAAAUAUUUGAUGCUCUACUUUAGUGGCCUGUGCUUGUACAGCUCAUGCUGCAGCUGAAUUUUUGUAGGCAAAUUGUGGUACUCAUCUAUUGGACUAAAAAAAUGGUUACGUUGGCAUGUCAUUGCCACGUGCCGAGAUUUGGAGAAUAA
Molecule: messenger RNA, 894 nt
Organism: Camellia sinensis
Lineage: Eukaryota; Viridiplantae; Streptophyta; Magnoliopsida; Ericales; Theaceae
Source: RefSeq, a predicted model, not a curated record